Molecule: messenger RNA, 1368 nt
Organism: Soboliphyme baturini
Lineage: Eukaryota; Metazoa; Nematoda; Enoplea; Dioctophymatida; Soboliphymatidae
Source: the annotation of a GenBank genome assembly
AUGUUGGAUGUGAUAGCUUGCUCGCAGCAGCCUCUGUUUGGCCGGAAUCCAGUUUGUUCAGGUGGCAGGCAACUGCUGCUGCAGAGAGGCUCGAGUGAAAAUUCGAGGAUGAGUACAGAAGAUGCAGAAACUAAAAGCGUUUCGUGUCACGCUUACAUGAGAGCAAUGCCUAGUGACAUGUGCACCAGCCUCACGGUGCAGCUGUCGCACGAAUGUCGCUGCAAUUCGAAGAAGCACAUUUCAAUCGACGACGCAGUAAUGUCGCUCAUGGAUAUCAUUCAGAAGAAUGGCGUUUAUUUUGAACUGUGGCUGCAGAAGGUGCUUAAAGGACAGGCAGAACACAUUUUCAAUAUCACCAAAGUCGGCGACCCAGAUGUGCUUAUCUUCUACCUGUUUCCAUUCAUCUCUGCCGUCCAUCGCAUCCUAUUCUUGCGGUUUGUGCUGGUAACAGCGUUGUGCGACAUAAUCAAUAAUAUUAUGAAAUGGAUGCUUCACGGAGAGAGGCCGUACUGGUGGAUUUACGAAAGCGGCACGUACGUGGUUCCCCCCAGUCUGAAACAGUUUCCACUGUCGUGCGAAACCGGACCAGGUAGUCCAAGCGGCCACACAAUGAUCACUACUGCGGUAUGGUACAUCGUUGUUUGGGCAUACAUUAAGUACGUGAUUGGAAAAUCGAGACAAAGAUUCUUAUUGAGUACUUGCGCUUGGUGCCUUUAUGGUUUAUUGUUUGUGCUGGUUGCUGUUUCUCGUCUGUACAUUGGAGCUCAUUUCCCUCACCAAGUGCUUCUUGGCGGUAUUAUCGGAUUCUUUUUUGGAUGGCUGUUCACGCGAUUGCAAGUGGGGAUGUUACGCAUGAAGCACUGUCUGCUGACGGUGCUCGGUCUGGUCAUCCUCGCUGUGAUUGUCUACAACGGUAUGAUCCUGUGCGGCGUUGAUCCUGAAUGGUCAGUGAAACUCGCUCUCAAACAUUGCGUCGAUCCAAGCUGGGUGCAUUUAACCACGACUCCGCUGAACGCGCUGUUCCGCGACUGUGGCGCCAUAAUUGGCGUUGGUUUCGCGGUAGAGUCGAAAUACUUCAUCGAGACUUCCGGCGUCCUGCAUCGCGAUGGCAGUGAGGUGAUCACUUCCGUGGUCUCCCUCCUAUUAGUCCAGCUGUGCUCACACAUACCUCGACCAGUACACAACCUGACCUUGUACUACCUGGGUACCUUUGCGCAAUACUGCUGCAUCACGUUCGUGUCAGUCGCUCUGGUGCCAUAUGUGGUGAAAACCAUCUGGAACUUGAAGCAGUUCCCGAAAAGCGUCGGUUCAAUGGGACCGGGCUUGUUUCGCUCAAUGGCCAGACGGAAGGUGACGGCCAAUUUCUGA